Molecule: messenger RNA, 905 nt
Organism: Paramecium sonneborni
Lineage: Eukaryota; Ciliophora; Oligohymenophorea; Peniculida; Parameciidae
Source: the annotation of a GenBank genome assembly
AAUAACUUAUGCUGUUUUCUUAACAAUAGGAUUACAACCCUAGAGAAAUUUAUUAACCUAGUUCAAUGAGCUAUGGGGCUGGAAUAUAAAAACCUUAGAAUCAGCAAGCUUAUUACAAUUAGCAACCAAGAACUAGGGCAGAAAGAGUAAAUAGUAGUUUUUAAUAGAUUAGGAAUAUUUAAAGGAAGUUAAUUCUUAAUAAGCUGUAAUGCAAUCAAGAUGUAAAGAUUUAUAUAAAGUUUGAAGAAUUUGAUACACCUUAAAAAGAUGACAUGAAAACACUUUUACAUAGUCCAGCUCCAAAUACUACUUUAUUUUAAUAGGGUAUAAGAUAUAUUAAUUGUUAGAAUAAGAGAGGUUUUUAAAGGAUUUUGCAGUUCAGGAUAAAUAGUAAAGGGAAUUAUAAAAUAAAUAGAAACAGUUAUAAUAUGAAUCAAGAAGAUUAGCAAAUUUAGAGAGAGAAGGUAUGAUUUGGUAGAGAAAUGAACUUUAUCAAUAAAAAGUAUUUAUUUUUAUAUGAAAAUUAGGAUGAACUGAAAAGGCAAUAUCAUUAAGAGUAAUUUACUUAAGGCAAAAGAAAUCUAAAUGGAUUAGCAUAUAAUCCUUUAACAUUAGAGUAUGCUUAAAACGAACAAGGUUAAGCUCUAAAAAGAUAUGAUGAUAUGAGUUAAGUGAGAUAAUUAGUAAGAGCUUAAAAUUUAGAUAAUAGAGCAAACUGUGGUUAUAAUUUAUUGACAGGUAAAAAUAUAAAUUCUAUUUAAAAAGGUGAGAAUCGUAAAGGUGUAGAAGAUAUAGUGCCAGAUGAUCUUAAAGGUCAUUAUUAAAAUAAAUUAUAAGAAAGAGAUAAUCAAUUAAAUAUAAAACACUAUGCUCUUUAAUAAUAAUUAUUAUCUAAACAAUAUUGA